Molecule: messenger RNA, 1611 nt
Organism: Anthonomus grandis grandis
Lineage: Eukaryota; Metazoa; Arthropoda; Insecta; Coleoptera; Curculionidae
Exons: 4
Coding region: 19-1389 (456 amino acids)
Source: RefSeq, a predicted model, not a curated record
UUUACAUAUGACUUGAUUAUGGCCUCUAAUAGUUUGUGGUAUCGCGAUCAACUUUACAGAAUCGUCGAGGAAAGUUUAGAAGUUACGUUGGUUAUAUGUAAUGAGGAGUUAAAUCAGUUUACCGUGGCUAAGAUUUUCGACAUUUUUAACCAAAUUUUACCAACGGGAUUUGUGCUAGGCACUGGAUAUUGGCCGUUUUUCAACUCGACUAGGAGACAAUGCCUCUGCAUCUGCGGGCGAUACGGCAUUGACUGUCGUCAUUUCAAACAUGAUAAUCACUGGAUCGAUUUGGAAAUUGUUUCGAAUGAUACCACGAUGCCCUUUUACCCUAAAUCAUUCACACUUAAAUUAGUCAAUGCUGAAAUUGAUAUUAUAGCUUUCACCGAAGGAGUAGCAGGAUAUAACAUAAACAUUAAAUUAGCAUUUCAAAAUAAGAAAAAUGAAAGAGGGAGACCAAAACGGACUAGGGAUGAAAAUCUUAAUAUUAACCCGGAUCAGAUCUUCCAUAUUGCGAUUUGCAGCAGAUAUGUGCUUCAAAACGAAUAUUACCCGGCACUGCACUCCGUAAUGUUUCAACCGAGUCCCUUUUUCCACGAAAACUAUGGAACGUUUUUUCCAAGAUUGCGACAAGCCAGAACAACUUCGAUGAACUGUUAUCAACAGUUUAAUCAUGGAUUCUUUACAGUUUCCAUUGAAAAUAUGCCCCAUUUUACUUUAAUUAUUCAAUGUGUAAAUGUCCCCUUACACAAUAUGUAUACUAAUUUGGUAACAAAUGCCAAUUUAGCACACCGCUUAUCACCCAAACAGCAUAAAGCUGCUUUUUCGAAAGCUGUACAAACAGAAAAUAUAGAAAGCAUUGAAUAUUUCAAAUAUAAGGAGCUAAUAGGCAAUUUAAAGCCUCUAUGGAAUGACUCUUCUUCUUGUGAGUCUUUGCAAAGCUCCCCAAAAAAAGUAGAUAAUAUUCUAUUCGGAGGAUUUUCGAUUAGUACGCCCCAGCCUUUACUAAGAGAACCUGAUAUGGCACCCUGGGAGAUUCCAAAAGCUACACGUAGGCGUAAUAGACGAAAAGCUCAAACCAAACUGGCAGCUUAUGGGGAACAAAAUAAAAUAAAAACCAUAGAGGGAUCAAAUCAAAAGAAUGAUCCAAUAUUAUUGCCUAGUUUGUCUUAUGCAUCUAUUCUAAAAUCACCUAAAGCUCAAGAAACUAUUAUAAAAAAAACUGAUUUUCAAUGGCUAGAUGAUCAAUUUCCAGAUUUGCUAAAAACUGUCGCAAUAAAACAAGAAAAACUGGAUGAAGAGUUUCGUAUAGCCGAAGAAUUUAUCAAACAGGAAGAAGAUAAUGAUGUGAAUACUAAGUUAAAUAUUGGAUCAGUUUUUAAUAAUAUUUAAGAUAUUUGUUUAUAGCAUUUUAUCUGUAGCCAAUGUAUGUAUCUCAUAUUAGCAUAACUUUAUUCAGAAUUCAUAGAUGUUAUUACUAGUUAAAUCAUAAAUGUUUAAGAUUUAUUUUAUUUAUUUAUUUUAGGCCGAUGAUAUUAUAUUGUAUAUUAAAUCAAUUAAAUAUUAUAUUUUAUAAUUGCUAUAUGUCUAAUAUAAACUGUGUGAACUUUUAAA